Molecule: messenger RNA, 861 nt
Organism: Penicillium mononematosum
Lineage: Eukaryota; Fungi; Ascomycota; Eurotiomycetes; Eurotiales; Aspergillaceae
Product: N-terminal L-serine N(alpha)-acetyltransferase NAT4
Exons: 2
Coding region: 1-861 (286 amino acids)
Cellular component (GO): nucleus
Molecular function (GO): protein N-terminal-serine acetyltransferase activity; histone H2A acetyltransferase activity; histone H4 acetyltransferase activity
Source: RefSeq, a predicted model, not a curated record
AUGCCGUCUGUGAAAGAAGGCCGAGUCACCAAAUUAAAAGCCAAAGGACCGCGAACAACCACCCGACGCGUCUCCAACAAAAUCCCACUGGUCGAACAGACCAACGCAUUAUCCAUUGGCGACUUCAUCGCUCAAUACGUGACUCCCACGCAAGCAGGAGAUCCAGCUAAGAAUGAUGCGAUUGAUCAACCACAUCCAUCGCAAGAUGAGCAACAGCAGGAUACGACCCCCACACCACGUGUGGACGUCUACUCCGCGGCAACAAUCUCCACAGCUGAUUUAGAAGCAUGUCUGGAUCUAGUCGAGCAAACCUCAAGCGAGGCAUACAUCGCAUCCAGUGCAGGCUGGUCGCGCACCAAAAAGCGGAAAGAGAUGAAAUUGCCCGAUAUGAAGUAUUUGAUUCUGCGCGACACGCCGAAUGAUAGUGAUUCCCGCGGGCAAGUUCCGGGAGAGAAGCAGAUCGAUGUCGCGGACAGCAAUGUUCCAUCUUCACUGAAGGAAAGCGACAGGCCUGUUUCAUCGUCUGGUACUGGUUCUCCGAAUGUGCUUGGCUUUUUGUCAUUUAUGGUUACCUACGAGGAUGGGAAGGAGGUUGUGUACUGCUACGAGAUUCAUUUGUCGCCGACGGCGCGGGGACGGGGCGUUGGGAAGUUGCUUAUGGGUCGGAUGGAGGGAAUCGGUCGUGCUGUUGGCUUGGAGAAGUCUAUGCUGACGGUUUUCAAGUCGAAUGAGCCUGCUCGGCGAUUCUAUGAGCGGCUUGGGUAUGAGGUUGACGAGUACUCGCCCCGACCGCGCAAGUUGCGCAAUGGGACUAUUAAGGAUGUGGACUAUUUGAUCUUGUCGAAGAAGUUGAAAUUAUAA